Molecule: messenger RNA, 5733 nt
Organism: Saccostrea echinata
Lineage: Eukaryota; Metazoa; Mollusca; Bivalvia; Ostreida; Ostreidae
Product: zinc finger protein 91-like
Exons: 4
Coding region: 1-2889 (962 amino acids)
Biological process (GO): regulation of transcription by RNA polymerase II
Cellular component (GO): nucleus
Molecular function (GO): RNA polymerase II cis-regulatory region sequence-specific DNA binding; DNA-binding transcription activator activity, RNA polymerase II-specific
Source: RefSeq, a predicted model, not a curated record
AUGUCACUUAAGGGCUUCAAAGUCUCAUCAGAUGGAUCUGUGACUUUCGUCUCUAGUGCUGGGCGCUUGGUGAAGGACCACUACAAAAGAAAGAGAAACAGAUAUUUGGGAAUUCUGGCCCUGCAAAUGAGGAGAAAGAAGAAAAUGAUGAAUCAACAGCAGAAAAUGUUGAAGGGGGAAAAGGCAGCGUUUUCAUCCUGUUCAUUCAUUCAAAGCAGUGCUGAAAAGUUAAACAACUAUGGUGCCUUUGACAAUCAAACAGAGAAUUUAGAAAGACAUAACAAGACCCAUGUAAUUAAAAAGCCUGAUGAAUGUAACAUCUGUGGGAAAACAUUUAAUUGUCCACGUGAGUUACGGAGACACAUGAGGACACAUACAGGUGAUAAACGUUAUAAAUGUGAUAAGUGUGGGAAAACUUUAAGUCGCUCAGGUCACUUAUUGAGGCACAUGAAGACACAUACAGGUGAAAAACCUUUUAAAUGUGAUUUGUGUGAGAAAGCAUAUUAUGAAAAGUCAGACUUAAAUAUGCACUUAAGGACACACACGUGUGAUAAACAAUACAAAUGUAAUAUAUGUGGGAGAGUGUUCUCCACUUCUGGAAACUUGAUCAGGCACAUGAGGACGCAUACAGGUGUUAAACCUUAUAAAUGUGAUGUGUGUGGGAAGGCAUUCUCUGUAUCUGGUGUCUUACAGAGACACAAGAAGAUACAUACAGGCGAAAAACAUUACAAAUGUGAUAUAUGUCAGAAAAUGUUCAGAGAAAAGUCAGAAUUAAAAGAGCAUCUGAGGACACACACAGAUGAAAAACCAUGUAAGCGGAACCCGUAUAAAUGUGAUGUUUGUGGAAAGUUUGUAUCAUAUCAUUUGCAGAGACACAUGAGGAUACAUGCUGCUAAAAGAUAUUAUAAAUGUAAUAUGUGUCGGAUAAUUUUCAGAGCAAAGUCAAUUUUAAAGAUGCAUUUUAGGACACACACAGGUGUUCUGGACCAGUUUUCUUUUCAAACAUCAGACUCUUUACAACACCCAAGGUCAUGCAGAGGUGAAAAAUUUUCAAAGUGUGAUAAGGUAUGCAGUCAUUCAAAUAAUAUACAGAGACACAAUAGCACAUACUUGGGAAAAGAUCCAGAUAAAUGUGAAGUUUGUGGGAAGGUGUUUAGUAAAUUAGUGUAUUUACGGAGACACAAGAAGAUACAUACAAGUGAAAAACCUCAUAAAUGUGACAAGUAUGGGAAAGAAUUCAGUGAAAAAGAGCAUGUGUGUCAGGAGCCAUUCAUUGAAAAUAUUGAUUUAGAAAGACACGAGAGGACACAGGAAUGUAAAAACCCAUUUGUUGAUAUGGGCAGGAGGGUGAGUCAUCAAAUUGGGCAAUUUGACAAACAAAUAAGGAUUUCUACAGAUAGAAGAUCCAGCAUGUGCCAAGUGUGUGGAAAAAUGGUCACUUGCAUGGGGACACACAGUGAAAAUGGGCAUGUGUGUCAGGAGCCAUUCAUUGAAAAUAUUGAUUUAGAAAGACACGAGAGGACACAGGAAUGUAAAAACCCAUUUGUUGAUAUGGGCAGGAGGGUGAGUCAUCAAAUUGGGCAAUUUGACAAACAAAUAAGGAUUUCUACAGAUAGAAGAUCCAGCAUGUGCCAAGUGUGUGGAAAAAUGGUCACUUGCAUGGGGACACACAAUGAAAAUGGGCAUGUGUGUCAGGAGCCAUUCAUUGAAAAUAUUGAUUUAGAAAGACACGAGAGGACACAGAAAUGUAAAAACCCAUUUGUUGAUAUGGGCAGGAGGGUGAGUCAUCAAAUUGGACAAUUAGACAAACAAAUAAGGAUUUCUACAGAUAGAAGAUCCAGUAUGUGCCCAGUGUGUGGAAAGAUGGUCACUUGCAUGGGGACACAGAGUGAAAAUGGGCAUGUGUGUCAGGAGCCAUUCAUUGAAAAUAUUGAUUUAGAAAGACACGAGAGGACACAGAAAUGUGAAAACCCAUUUGUUGAUAUGGGCAGGAGGGUGAGUCAUCAAAUUGGGCAAUUAGACAAACAAAUAAGGAUUUCUACAGAUAGAAGAUCCAGUAUGUGCCCAGUGUGUGGAAAGAUGGUCACUUGCAUGGGGACACACAUUAGGACACAGAUGCAUCAGAAAUCUUAUAAUUGUAUUUUGUGUGAGAAGACCUAUAAUCUUAAACAUUCCUUGAAGAAACACAUAAUGACACACACAGGUGAAAAACCUUGUAAAUGUGAUGUGUGUGGGAGGGCAUUCAAGGAAGCCUGGCUCUUACAGAGACACAUGAUGAUACAUACAGGUGAUAAACCUUAUAAAUGUGAUGUGUGUUGGAAGGCAUUCAACAGAUUAGGUACCGUACAAAUACACAUGAAGACACAUACAGGUGAUAAACCUUCUAAAUGUGGUGUGUGUGGGAAGGCAUUCAUGCGACUAUGGCACUUAAAGAGACACAUAAUAACACAUAAAGAUGAAAAACCAAAUAAGUGUAAUGAGAAGGCAUUCAACCAAUCAAGACAAUUACAGAGACACUUAGGAUUACAUACUAGUGAAAAACGUUAUCAGUGUGAUGUAUGUGGAAAAUUGUUCAAGGAAAAAGGUACCUUAAUGAUACACAUGAGGAUACACACAGGUUAUAAACCUUAUAAAUGUGAUGUGUGUGGGAAGCUAUUUAUCCAAUCAGGAGGCUUUAAAAAACACCAAAGAACUCACACUGGGGAAAAACCUUAUAAAUGUGAUAUGUGUGGAAAGACAUUUACGGAUUCAAGCAAUUUACUAAGACACAAAAUGACGCAUACAGGUAAAAAGCCAUUUAAAUGUAAUGUGUGUUUGAUGACUUUUCGCCAAUCAGAACACUUAAAGACACACCUAAGGACACGUCAUACAGGUGAAAAACUAUAUUGAAUAGAUGUCUGUGGACACAAGAGAUGUACAGUUGUGUAAAGUGUACAUGAAGACAGCUUCACUAGAUUCACUUGUAUGAAGAUAUGAUGCAAACGUGUGAAGCUCUCUAAAACAGUCAAUUGUGUGGGAAUGCUGUUCAUCAAGCAAAAUUAAAGAAACAAUUUAGAAAACAUAUUGAUAUUCAUGGAGGAAAGCCUGUUGCAUUUGACAAUGGAAAGUUAUUCACUUGAUCUCAACAUCAGUGGAAAAGGAUUAGUUGUAAAAGUACACUUGAAAGACACUUGAAGACACAUUUGUAAGAAAAAAAAUUAAAUAUGUGUUUGAAGGAAUUCAAGUUCACAGAGAGUGUAUAGAGACACAUGAAAAUACAAAUAGGAGAAAAACAUUGUAAUGAUGGGUGCUAAAAGCAAUAGUUGAAAAGACACAGUUGAAAAUACACGUAGAAACAUACAGGUGAAAAGAUUUGUGAGGGUACUGCGGGGAGGUGUACAUUGACAAUGGAUGCUUAAAACAUUAAAACCCAUACUGGUAAAAAUUAAUGAGAAAGCAUUUAUUCAGAUAGGACAUUUGAAGAGACAUGAAACCCACAGAAAGCCCUAGAAGUGUGAUUUGUUUCUGCGAAAGUUCAGUGAAAAAAAAACAACUGAAAAGGUAACAUAAGAACACUUUAAAAAUGAUGUUUUAUGAGAAGGUUCAGAGUAAUUAGAUAUUAAUUAAAUACAUGGCAAUGUAUAAGGAAAAACUAUUUUUUGAAAGUGUUUUGAUGAACAUUGUGGAAUUAAAGAAAACAAACCUUGUAAAUUUGAUUUACAUGUAUGUACGGGAGUAUUCAAUGAAAAUGGCAGCAUUAAAGGUCAAAUUCAUACAUAACCAUGUGUUAAAAGACAUUUUAAUAGAAAACGAAAACUUCAUUUUUCUAUGUAGAAUGCUACUUGUAGAUACUAGUUACCAUAUGUGUUAUAUAUAUUCUUUUAAAAAGCAUGACUGUCAGAAUUCUAAAUCAUGUUGAAGUCAGUGAGAUUUGUUUCUUUUAAGGAAGCUCUAAACACUAACAAAAAGUGCUUUUUAGGUCACCUCGACGAAGUUGAGAUGAGCUUAUGCUAUACCCCCGGCGUCGGCGUUAGUGUCGACGUCCCGGUAAAAGUUUUAGGAGCAAGUCCAUUACCAGGUAACUAAAAGCCCUACCUGGACCAAACUUACAUGGAUGAUGCAUCAAGGGAUGGAAACUACCACACUUGCUUCGGAUGCUGGCUCUGACCUAGAUUUUCCACAUGAGUGACCAGGUUAAAGUUUUUGGAGCAGGUCCGUUCCCAAGUAACUAUAAGCCCUACCUGGACCAAACUUGCAUGAAUGAUGCAUCUAGGAAUGGACACUACCACACUUGCUUCGGAUGCUGGAUCUGACCUACAUUUUCAAGGUGAGUGACCAGUUUAAAGUUUUUGGAGCAGGUCCAUUCCCAAGUAACUAUAAGCCCUACCUAGACCAAACGGCUCAACUAGGAUAUAUGGAUAAGGGCAUGAAUGAUGCAUCAAGGGCUGGACACUACCACACUUGCUUUUGAUGCCGGAUCUGACCUAGAUUUUUUAGAUGAGUGACAAGGUUAAAGAUUUUGGAGCAGGUCCGUUCCCAAGUAACUAUAAGCCCUACCUGGACCAGACUUGCAUGGAUGAUGCAUCCAGGCAUGGACACUACCACACUUGAUUGGGAUGCUGGAUUUGACCUAGAUUUUUCGCAUGAGUGACAAGGUUAAAGAUUUUGGAGCAGGUCCGUUCCCAAGUAACUAUAAGCCGUACCUGGACCAAACUUUCAUGGAUGAUGCCUCCAGGGAUGUACAGUAAUUCACCUGCUUCGGAUGCUGGAUCGGACCUAGAUUUUCCACAUGAGUGAAUGUUAGCCAUAUUUUAACCAAAUUAGCAGGGAUGAUGUAUCUAGGGAUGAAUACUUCAAGACUUGCUUUGGAUUCUGAAUGUGACCUACAUUUUCCAGAUGAGUGACCAAGAUAAUUUUUUCGAGUAGCUAUAUAAUAUUAUGGCCUGUUAUGAUAAACUUUGUAUAGAUGGUGCAUCUAAGGAUGAAAACUUCCAGACUUGCUUUGGAUGUUGGAACUGACCAAAAUUUUCUUGAGUAGUAAACAGGUUAAAAGUUUUUGAGCAGGUCUAUUUCCAAGUAACUAUAAGUCCUACUUAAAUCAAACUUGCAUGGAUAUUGAUCUUUGGAUGUACACUAAAUGGGAAAAAAAUAUGAUGCGUAAUUUGCAUUACUUAUAAAUAACAUUCGUCGAGUUGAACUUCGUAAUCCUUGAUUACCUAUGUUUGAACUUGGAGAAAAAUAAAUCAUAUAAAGGUGUGCAUAUUGAGUCUACUUAGUUCAUUUCAACAUAGGGUACCUGUCUUAUUUCCGCAGGAAAAAUGUUCAAAGCGAUGAACUAUUCAUGAGCAGAAAUCACUGUUGUUUACCAACAUUGGGAAAAUUAAUGGAAAAUAUGAACUCAAUUACCUAUUCUCUGUCUAUUAUAAUGCUAGGAAUAUUCUGAUCUAUUACAAAUUGUGUAAUUAACUGUAAAUACAUGUAAUCGUUUUUUCUAUCAUACUUCUAGGGCAGAUCACUCUAACUGCAUGAAACUACCCUGUAAGUAGAACUCUAUUGUGUGCAGUGUUAAGAGCUUCCUUAAUACGAGAAAGAGAUAUUACAUUAGGACAUAUGGGAAUACAUGUAUAUGAGAAAGAACUCUUAUAUAUAUUAUGUUUUGGAAGAGUUGGACAGGACAUCAUGUAUGAUAACAUAAAUGCAUGUAUAAUGUAUGUUGGUAAACCUCAACAAUUAAAUUUUUAUUCUUUUAACUUU